Molecule: messenger RNA, 1223 nt
Organism: Anguilla rostrata (American eel)
Lineage: Eukaryota; Metazoa; Chordata; Actinopteri; Anguilliformes; Anguillidae
Gene: cfap263
Product: cilia and flagella associated protein 263
Exons: 8
Coding region: 33-1124 (363 amino acids)
Biological process (GO): cilium assembly
Cellular component (GO): axoneme; ciliary basal body
Source: RefSeq, a predicted model, not a curated record
ACGUGAUCACAGUUGUGUUUACCUUAGCAACCAUGGCGGAUGACAUCGAAGAGUUGGCUGAUGGAGUUUCAGAAGAGGCCAAAACACGUCUUGUUGAAACUGUGGAGGAUCUCAGGCAGAGCAAUGCCGCGCUCCGGGCGGAGACGGAGAUGUUCGAGCGCUUCAUCAGACGGCAGGAGGCCAAGGACGACAGCGCCCUGUCCGACGGCCUGGGAGGGAUCUUCCAGGACAUGGGAAUGUGCCAAGGGAGGAAGGCCAGGCUGGCUCAGGAGAAGCACCGGCUCACUAUGGAGCAGAAGUGUGACGUGGCAGAGAGAGAGCAUGACACGAUGCGGGAGGAACUGCAACACCUGAAGGAAAGCUCAGAGCGGCAGCUGCACAGCCACCAGGCCACAAUGGAGGAGGCGGAGAUUAGGCUGAGCGAGGUGAAGAAGGCCAGCUACGAGUUUGACCGCGACGUUGCCAAGGUGAUUCGAGAGAAGAAGGGCGGCAUGAUGGACGCAGAGAAGGUCAUUCGUUACAUAGAGGACAGAAUUAAGGCGAAGGACGCCCUGGUGGAGAAGCUGCGUCUGAAGAACGGCGCUCUGAGGGUGCAGAAGCGGAAGCUGGAGCUGCAGCUGAAGCAGAAGGAGGAGGUGGGGGAGGCGCGGCACCACGUGGACUUCCAGCAGCUGAAGAUCAAGAACACGCAGUACCUGCAGCAGAUCGACGUCCUCAACCAGGACCUGCUCCGCCUCAAACUGCUGGCCGGGAGCACCCAGCAGAUCCUGCACUCGCACAAGAACAAGCUGCAGCAGCUGAUCAACGAGUCCAAGUUGCUGAGCAACGAAAUCGCCUCGCGGGACGACGUGGUGGCCAAGAUGGAGGAGGAGAAGCGGCAGGCGGAGCACGAGUGCGCGGAGGCGGAGGUGGUGAACGCGCAGCUGAAGCGGCAGCUGGAGAGCUUCAGCGUCCCGCCCCUGCUGGACUACAUCAAGGCCAAGAGCGUCCACGGCGAGCUGGAGCAGACCGUGCGGUCCUGGGAGCGCAAGGUGGUCAUCGCCGAGAUGGCGCUGAGGAACCACACAAAGAUGCUGGAAAAGAUUCAGCUUCAGGUAUCUGGUGUAGCAGACCUGAGCCAGUAACCCCGCCUUACUACACCCAAACCUGACCCAAUAACCCCGCCUUACUACACCCAAACCUGACCCAAUAACCCCACCUUACUACACCCAAACCUGACCCAA